This is a messenger RNA of Antrostomus carolinensis (chuck-will's-widow), 365 nucleotides long. RefSeq names its product epidermal retinol dehydrogenase 2. Gene Ontology annotation, cellular component: lipid droplet. The annotation marks the transcript as partial. Lineage: Eukaryota; Metazoa; Chordata; Aves; Caprimulgiformes; Caprimulgidae. The transcript is spliced from 3 exons. The record is from RefSeq and is a predicted model, not a curated record. Gene Ontology annotation, molecular function: oxidoreductase activity, acting on the CH-OH group of donors, NAD or NADP as acceptor.
AUUACUGUGCAAGUAAAUUUGCAGCAGUUGGUUUUGCAGAGUCAGUUGAUUUAGAGAUGAGAGAUCUGGGAAAGACUGGUGUUAAAACCACAAUUGUAUGUCCUUAUGUCAUAAACACAGGAAUGUUUGAUGGCUGUAGAACCAAGUGGCCAAGACUGCUUCCUGUUCUGGAGCCAGAGUAUGUGGCUGAGAAGAUAAUGACCGCUAUUCGGCGGGACCAAGAAAUAUUGCUGCUACCGCGGGUUCUUUAUUUUAUAUUUGCUUUGAAAAAUAUCAUACCAGUGAAAACAGCUGUUCUCUUUGCGGACUAUUUUGGAAACUUCCGUUUGAUGGAUCGCUUCAAAGGUCGAGCAAAAGAUGAGUGA